AUGACGGAGCGGAAGCCAAACAAUCGCCUGGAUUUUUCCAUCGAGCGAAUCCUUGGGGUUGAGCGCUCGGACGAUCGGCAAGAGAUAGCGGCGGAUAUUAAAGACGUCGAAUUAUCAGCCGCCAGCAGUUCCAGCAGCAAUAGCAGUUGCGAUGAAGAAGAUUUAUUCCGCCGCAACAUUGAAGAGACGGCGGGAAAUUCGUCUUCCACUCAUUUUCCGGACGCUUCUUCCUGGUUGCAAAACAGUUACGGAUGCCCGCCAUUCUUUAACCGAGGAUGGUUCAGUCAGACCAUCCGACCGCCUUUCUUCACUCUUCAAGCACCGAAACCUGUCGGUCGCAGACAUCGCCGGCCAGGAGCCGAUCGAAAACCUAGACAGGCUUACAGUGUCAAACAAUUGGAACAGCUCGAAUCCGAAUUUAAGGUGGACAAAUACUUGAGCGUGAAUAAGCGGAUGGAAUUAUCGAAAAGCUUGUCGCUGACAGAAGUGCAGAUCAAAACUUGGUUCCAGAAUCGGCGCACCAAGUGGAAGAAACAAAUGACGGCUCGAUUUAAACUAAGCGCGGCUCCUUCGCCUAUCGACUCGGCCAGCGGCAGGCCAUUCAUCAGCUCGACGGUGCCAUCGUUGUGGAUGGUUAAUUGGACGUCGUCGUCGUCGUCAGCCCAACAACACCAAACAUCCCAGCAGCAGCAUCCAGUGGCUAAUAACAACGUCGUGUACAACAGCAAUCUGUCGCCUUGGAAUAAGACGAUCCAGUCCCAACAACAGCCAGUGGCAGCCGGAAGACGAUUCGACGAUCAUCAUCUUCUUAUUCCUUGUGUCGUCGGACAAGCUCCUAUCGACUCCCACAGGAGCGACACUCCGUCACAGCAGCCAUAG
This is a messenger RNA of Daphnia pulicaria, 879 nucleotides long. RefSeq names its product homeobox protein MSH-D-like. Bases 1 to 879 code for a protein of 292 amino acids. Gene Ontology annotation, biological process: regulation of DNA-templated transcription. NCBI's taxonomy places the organism in Eukaryota, Metazoa, Arthropoda, Branchiopoda, Diplostraca, Daphniidae. Gene Ontology annotation, molecular function: DNA-binding transcription factor activity, RNA polymerase II-specific; DNA binding. The record is from RefSeq and is a predicted model, not a curated record. The transcript is spliced from 3 exons.